Rhagoletis pomonella (apple maggot) is the source of this 345-nucleotide messenger RNA. RefSeq lists its product as uncharacterized. Lineage: Eukaryota; Metazoa; Arthropoda; Insecta; Diptera; Tephritidae. The transcript is spliced from 2 exons. The record is from RefSeq and is a predicted model, not a curated record. The coding region runs from base 1 to 345 and encodes 114 amino acids.
AUGGAUCCAAUUAAAAAAUCUGCUAAGCGACGAUCGUUCUUAAAAUCACUAACGAAACAACUAGCGAUUUCAAAUAUUGAAGACCGAGCCACUAACGUACGCAUAACUUGCUAUGCCAACAUUCGUAAUGCUAUGGAAGCACUUGAUGUAAAGGUAAUAUCAAGACCAGCUCCAGGAACUGCACCUGAAUAUGCGCCACGCUCCAACCGUCCGUCAUGCCAUUUAUGUCGAGCACAGUAUAAACGCCAGCGCAAAACCUGGUCAUAUUGCUAUUCCUGCAACAAAGUGGUCUGUGCUGGACAUUCCACAACGUUGCACCGAUGUCAUAGCUGCACUCCUGGAUAA